AGUAUAUAUAAAUAUUUAUUUAUUUAUAUAUUUAUAUAUUUUUCUUAAAAAUUUAUAAUAUCAAAUCAAAAUUUUAUUAUAUAUAAAUUUAUUCAUAAUUAAUAUAAAAGUAAUAAAAUAAUAAUUUAUCUACAGUAUAUUUAUAUAAAAUAAUUUUUGUUUUUUUUAUUCAUUUAUUAAUUUAAAUAGUGUAUUAAAAUUAAUUAAAUUUAAUAUAUAAAUAAAUGUUAUGAAAAAUUCAUUCUAUAAUAAUAUCAAUUUAAUAACACACACAAAAUAUCGUAUACUCCCAUCCAUACAAAAAAUAGCUUUGUUUAUUAUUAUUAUUAUUUUUAGUUUUUCAUUCACUCUAUAAUAUUAUAUCUUAAGAAAAAGAGACUAAUUUUUUUUAUACAAACAAUUUUAAAAAUACUUUAAUCUUUUAUUAUAUCCAGUUUUUAGACCAUUAUUAAUUAUUUUUUCAAAUACAGCUAAAAUAAUAAAUAUAAUACAAUUUUUACAUUGACAAAUAUAGCAGUAGAAGAAAAGUAAUAACAAAAACAAUAAUAAUAAAAAUAAUAAUAAUAAUAAUAGUAAAUUAAAAAUAAUACAAAUAUAUUAAAAUAUUUAUUUUUUAUUUUUUUUUUUAUAAAAAAAUAAAAUAAAAAAUCAAUAGUUACAAUAACAGUAUUACAAAUUACAAUUUAAUAAUUAUAUAAUAAUUUUUAAAUUUUUCUAAUUUUUUGUGUGUGGUAUUAGGAAAUAAAAAUUAUUAUGAAAUAUAAAAUUUAAUAAAAACACAAUAUAAUAAUAAUAGUUAUAAUAAUAAGUAAAUAGUUUUUUUUAAUAAAACUCACACAAACACAUAAAUAUAGGAAGAAAAUGAAAGGUGGAGGUUAUUACCAACACCAACCUUAUUUAGUGCCAAAUGUAUUCUACAGUUCUUCAAGUCCAGUAAUAGCACCAAUACCUAUUGGGUAUAAUAAUAAUAAUAACAAUAAUAAUAAUAAUAAUAAUAUGAAUAAAAAUGAUGAUAAUAACGGAUUUAAUCAACAAUACCAGCCACAGCAACAACAGCAACAGAAUUUUGGGGGUUUAUCACCAAAUAUAAAUCAUUUAAUACUGCAAAAUAAUAAUAAUCAAAAUAAUAAUCAAAAUAAUAAUAAUAAUAAUAAUAAUAAUCAAAAUCAAAAUAAUAUACAACAAAAAAAUAUAAAUUUUUUAAGAGGUCAUCAUCAAAGAAAUAGUUCUUUCGAAGAGUUUAGCUUAUCAAAUGUAGAUAUGAGUGUUGGGUCUUAUAAAGAGUUAUCAUGGGAAGAAAUUUAUUUUUGUUAUCAUUUUUUUACACAAUUGGACGAGGGAAGAGGAUAUUUGAAUUCAUUUCAACAACUUGUAAAAUAUAUAUCAAAUUUGUAUCCAGAUUUACCUCAACCACCAACAUCUCAGUAUUUAUUUUCAUUAGGUUUAUUGUACCCCAACUCACUUCCAUCCCAUUCACCAUUGGGAUUGAAUAUUAAGCAAUUGGUCGAAACAUAUUCUUACAGUAAAUCUAUAAUCUAUGGUAACAGUAACAGUGGUGGACAUAGAAAUACAACACCCCCAAUACUCCGUCAAAUUAAUUUAGUUGGACAUAAUGUAAAUACAAGAAAAUUCUCUCCUCAACAAGCUGUUCAUAUAAUAGAGGUAUUCAAUUCGAUUAAAGAUAAAACUGGUGGUGUUCCAACUUUAAAACUUUCUGUUUUUGGUGCCAAUGCAAAUUUAUUACCACUUUCAACUCUUCCUUUUCAUGAAUUUGUGCAAUUUAUUGGUUUAAAUAUAAUACCCUUUGAAAGCUUAAUUAAACAACAUCAACAAUUAAAUCAAUCAUCUCCUCCUAUCGAAGUUCAACACCAAUUUUUAUCUGAUUUUGAUGAAAUAUCAGACAACCAUCAACAAGCACAAUAUCCAUUUAUUUAUUUCGAAGAUACAAGUAAUAAUAAUAGUCCUUUAGAUAAUUUUAAUAAUUUUAAUAUAAUACAACAGCAACAACAGCAACAACAACAUAGUCCAUUAAGUAAUAGUACAUUAAUAAAUAAUAUACAGCAGUAUCAAAAUAAUCAAAACCAAAAUCAAAAUCAAAAUCAAAACCAAAAUCAAAACCAAAACCAAAAUCAAAAUCAAAACCAAAACCAAAAUAAUAAUAAUAACAACAAUAAUAAUCCAAACAAUAUAUUUAAUAAUUUUAAUAACUUUAAUAAUAAUAAUAAUAACAAUUUUAAUAAUGGUAAUAAUUAUAAUAAUCCCAAUAAUAAUAUUAUAAAUAAUCAUAGCCCAAAUAACAAUCAAAAUUUAAUAAAUAAUUUUAAUAAUCAAUUUAAUAAUAAUAAUAAUAAUUUAUUAAAAAAUAGUGGCGGUAUAAUACAACAAGAACAACCGCAACAAUAUUUUUCAGAUAUAGAGAUUUCAUUUGCUGAAUUAAAGAUUGCAAGUAAAUUAGGUGAGGGUACAUUUGGAGUUGUAUAUAAGGGUUUAUGGAGAGGUAGUUCAGUUGCAAUCAAACAAAUCAAAAUUAAUGAAGAUGUAAAUAAUCAAGUUUUAGAAGAGUUUAGAAAAGAGUUGACUAUUCUUAGUAAGCUUAGACAUCCAAAUAUAGUAUUAUUAAUGGCAGCAUGCACAACACCACCAAAUUUAUGUUUUGUAACCGAGUAUCUUCCAGGUGGCUCACUAUAUGAUGCUUUACAUUCGAAAAAGAUAAAGAUGAAUAUGCAACUCUACAAGAAAAUGGCACUUCAAAUAGCUCAAGGUAUGAAUUAUUUACAUUUAUCGGGUGUCAUUCACAGAGAUAUCAAAUCUUUAAAUUUACUUUUGGAUGAAAAUAUGAACAUAAAAAUCUGUGAUUUUGGUCUCUCGAAACUAAAGAGCAAAUCCACAGAAAUGACAAAAUCAAUUGGUUCACCAAUUUGGAUGAGCCCAGAAUUAUUAAUGGGCGAAGAUUAUACAGAAAAAGUUGAUGUUUAUGCUUUUGGUAUUAUCCUUUGGGAACUGGGAACUGGAGAACUUCCAUAUUCAGGUUUAGAUAGCGUUCAAUUAGCUUUGGCUGUUACUACAAAGAGUUUACGUCCACCCAUCCCCAAUGCUUGGCCAUAUCAAUUAUCUCAUUUAAUUCAAUCUUGUUGGCAUCAGGACCCACACAAAAGACCUUCAUUUAGCGAAAUUUUAAAUAUGUUAGAAAAAAUUCCUUAAACAAAUUUAAAUAAUAAUAUAUAAUUUUAUUUAUUUUUUUACCAUACCAACUUUUUAUUAAAAUUAAAAAUUAUAAAUUAUAAUCAAUAAUAAAUAAAUAAAAAAACAAUAAAAGUAAAAUAAAAAAUAACCACCAAAACAAAUAAUGUAAUAGUUUUUAUAAUUAUAAAAAAAAUAUUUUUAAUUUAAUAUUUUUAAAACAAAUAAAAAACCAUUUGAUUUCACAUAGAAAAAAAUUAUUAUGAUAUUUAUUUUUUUUAUAAACAAAUAUUUAAAAAAUAAAAAAUGAAAUAAAAUAAAAUUAAUUUAAUUUAAAGCUAGUUUCUAUUUACAC
Molecule: messenger RNA, 3535 nt
Organism: Dictyostelium purpureum
Lineage: Eukaryota; Evosea; Eumycetozoa; Dictyosteliales; Dictyosteliaceae
Exons: 1
Coding region: 862-3201 (779 amino acids)
Biological process (GO): protein phosphorylation
Molecular function (GO): protein kinase activity; ATP binding
Source: RefSeq, a predicted model, not a curated record